Eruca vesicaria subsp. sativa (arugula) is the source of this 1180-nucleotide messenger RNA. The record is from the annotation of a GenBank genome assembly. Lineage: Eukaryota; Viridiplantae; Streptophyta; Magnoliopsida; Brassicales; Brassicaceae.
UAUCUCUCUCCCUUGUUGUUUUCUAUUGAAAGCGUAAAAUCACCCAAAAAAAUGCGCAUAAUAAAACUGGUCAUGACAUGUCUUUGGUUCUUGCUGGUGUCUAGAUUCACAAGCGCAAACGAGGCCAACAUGAAUUGCUUGAGGAGCAUAAAGUCCCAAGUUGAAGAUCCAAACGGAUAUUUAUCGAGUUGGGUAUUUCACAACGUGACUGAAGGUUCUAUCUGCAUGUUCAAUGGUGUGAGUUGCUGGAAUGAUAAAGAGAAUAGGGUUAUGAGCAUUGAGCUUCCUGGUUAUGGUCUCAAAGGAGAAUUCCCUCAUGGGAUUAACCAGUGUUAUGGUUUGACAAAUCUAAAUCUUUCUGGUAACAACUUCAUCGGAGUUUUACCAUCUAAUAUAGCCUCUUUGGUUGCAUUCCUUACAACUCUCGACCUCUCUUACAAUCAAUUCUCCGGUGAAAUCCCAGCCGGUUUAUCAAAUAUUACCUAUCUGAACAUUCUUAUGCUUCAGGGUAACCAGUUCACUGGUCAGCUUCCUCCCGAGCUAGCUUCACUUCAGCGGCUCAGACAGUUCUCUGCGGCAGAUAAUCAACUCAUCGGUCCUGUCCCGAAAUUCGAUGAAGCCAUGGGAAUUGGAGAGGAUAGUUUUGCUAAUAACACUGGUUUGUGUGGUCUGCCUAUGGAUCUUUGCAUUGACCUGGAAGAAGAAAUGAUCCGGUUUGGGAUGAUUGGUGCGGCUUUAUUUGCACCAGUAGGUGCGUUCUUAGGCUGGUUCUUCCUCAAUGACAAGAAGGAGAAACGAGGAGAGUUAAGAAGACGAAGCUGAAUUUUCUAUAUCUUGUACUCUUGUUUGUAUAUGAAGCCAGUUGAGACUGUUCCCUUCCUUGAAGUUUUAUGUUUCAAGAAUGUCGAUGAACUUCAGUCUAUAAGUCUUCAGCAUAUCCUAAUUCUUCUUGGUUCACUUAUGUUUUCAUUACUUGGAAGUUUUGUAAUAGAUCAUUGAUUAUUAUAUGUUGUUCCUGUUGUGGCAUUCUGAUCACAACUUAAAGCAAACCGGAUACAUGAUCAGUUCUGAGCAUCAUUCUUUGUUAAACUGAUUCAUAGAACUACUGAUGUUUCGUUACUUGUCGCUUCUUCUUGGUGCUUUAAGACUUUGCAUAUGGUUUUCUUUUGGUCUGAUGUUU